CGCUAGAAUAAACGAAAAUAAUUAAUUUUUCUCGAUGUUGUGGGUGAUCGUACGUCCCCCACCAUACGGAGAAUUUUUUCUACAUAUGUCAACGUUCGAGGUUAUGUUUGAAUUUAUUUGUGAACUUUUUCUUUUUAAUCAAUGAUCUUUACUGUGAAUGAAGUUAUUUUAAUGACCGAGAAUCGAAUUUGUACGACACACCUGUUAUUUCAUAAAUAAUAUAUUUAUAAUUCAUUAAUUUAGAGUAUAAAAGGGAAGUUUAAAAUCGAUCAGCUGAUCCAAUGAAAACAUCUACAACGUUGUCAAGUCUAAUAUACCUUUGAAAAAAGAAUAAUUAUAUAAAUUCUAUGUUUAAUUUUUUUAUAUUAUUGUUUUAGAGUGAUUAUUGUGUGAUUUUUUAGCGAUUGGUGAUUUUAAAACGUUGAAAACUUAGAAAUAAUUACGGUUUUAGUUGAAAUAAUUUAUUACUUGAAGUGAUAUGGCAACAUUGCCAAAAUUUCAUUAAUAUUUUACAAGGUUUGUUGUUUUAGGCAAAAAAAGUGUUAAAAAGACCUGUUCCAUGCUAAUUAAUACUAAACUACGGUAAUAAUCUUUCUAAAAUCGACAAAUACACCGAAAUAAAAACAAUACAGUUUGUUAUUUCUUAAAUUAGAAACCCUUAAAGGACAUUUGAACGUGUACGAAUCAUUCUUUAAACUAGACUUGGUUUAUUAACUCGUGAGUGUCGGCAAACGCAAGAAAAACAAUGAACGACAAGACUAGAAGUGAGGAAAAGCCCUCAAAGGGCUCUAAAACGGGUACCUUCAAAUCUGUUCCAACUUUAGUUCCUCCAGUUCUACGCGAAGUAGGAAAGCUUGCGGUGGGUGUUGCUUCAGUCAGCUCUAGCUCUGGAUCAGCUACAGGCAAUCCUAGAAACAAGGUCGCGUUACUGCCUGGCCAUUCUCUCAUGGACUGGAUUAGAUUGGGCACAUCUGGCAAGGAUUUGACAGGAUUAGGAUCCGCAGCCGGCAGUUUAUCGGUAGUAAAAGAAGAACUGGCGAAGCACAGUAGGAGAUCAGAUGCGUGGACAGCUAUACGUGGACGGGUCUAUAAUAUUACUGAGUAUUUUCCCUUUCAUCCAGGAGGUGAAGAGGAACUGAUGAAAGGUGCUGGAAUUGACGCAACCACGCUUUUCGAACAGAUACAUCCGUGGGUUAACUACGAACAAAUUCUUCAAAAGUGCUAUGUAGGAAAGCUGGUAGCUAUCGAUCCCAAUGUUGAUACAGAAGCACUGUUUUUUGGAGAAAAACCUUCUAGCACUAAAGUGGAAGUGUCUUCCCCUAAAACACCCGAUUCUCAAGUAGAGUCUCCUAUCAAAGAAGAUUCAGAGUUACCAAGUCAUCCACUGCCAAGAUUUGACUGGAUACAGAAACUCGACUCAAUAACAAUUAUUUUCUAUACAAGAUCUUUCUCAAACCCAUUGGUUGAAGUACACAAAACUCCAACUUCUGGGACAGCUUUGCAGAUUACUCUGACUUACGAUGAGACGAUAUUCAGGAAUGAAAUGACGUUUUUCGAUAGAGUUCAUUGGCCUUGUGACGUGAGAAUGACAUUGGAAACUGGGAAAGUGGAGUUGACGUUCAGGAAAUAUGUUAGCGGAGUUUGGGAGAACUAUGGUGUAUUAAAACAGCAAUCCAAACCAGCAAACAACAAUAGCUCGGCCGGACAAAUCAAAUCUAAAUAUUUCAUAAUAAAGAAAAUUCCUGUUAAUUACAAUACGUAUUUGUUUAUGUUAGAUAAGCAAGAUGAGAGUAUAGUGGUUGUACCCGUUGGAAAGCAUAUUAGAUUGUUUGGAACUAUGAAUGAGAAUGAAAUUUCCCGAAGUUACACCCCUGUGCCUGAUAAUUUGUUUGAAAAAUUUGUUCCUCACGAACGAAAAAACCACAAUGUUUGCUUGAUGGUGAAACGGUAUCCUGAAGGCAGAAUCAGUCGGUACAUCACUGAUAAGGAAGUUGGUGACUCUUUUGUGAUCUCUAAACCUUUUGGUGGGAUGGACUUGAAGGUUAUAGAAAAAAGGGACACCUUUAUAAUGUUAGCUGGCGGAACUGGUAUAACUCCCAUGCUGGGCCUACUUAUGUUUUUGCUGGAACGAAAAAUAAAGAAAUGCCAAUUUGUAAGACUAUUAUUUUAUAACAGAACAGAAAAGGACAUAUUGUUUAGAGCUCAACUAGAAGAACUCUCAAAGAAAGAUAGAAGAUUUAAGGUUACCAAUGUCUUAUCUUCGGCUGAUAACACGUGGGAUGGUAAAAAGGGUCACAUAAAUUCCGAAUUAAUCCAGGAUGCCAUACAGGAACAUCUCCAAGACACUGGAUACACGAUAAGGGACAUAUUCACUUUUAUUUGUGGACCUAGCGAAUUCAACCAACUCGCUGUAAAAUGUUUGGAAGAAAUUUCAAUCCCUUUAGAACAAAUACAUUUAUUUGAUGGAUAGCACUGCAUUUGUAUUGUAAUUUGUAAUAUAUUUAUUAAAACAAUCAGAUAUAAAUACAAAAUACUUUUCAACAAUAUUAUUUUUUAAUAGCAACCCAUAUGGAAUACCAUUUAGUUUUUGUGUUAUAAAGAAAGGUAUUAUUGUAAAUCAGAAAAUGUUAUUCUUUGUUGUUAUUAGUAAUACAGUUACAUAUAAUAUAUAUAUACUUUUUACGUUUGUAUUUAUUUUUGUUAAUUUGUUUUCUUAUUUUUUUUAAGUAUUUUGUACAGAUAUUGUGAUGAAUUUAACCAUAGAAUUGACCAAAUAUAUACCUGUAUACAGGGUUGUU
Molecule: messenger RNA, 2798 nt
Organism: Sitophilus oryzae (rice weevil)
Lineage: Eukaryota; Metazoa; Arthropoda; Insecta; Coleoptera; Curculionidae
Product: cytochrome b5 reductase 4
Exons: 11
Coding region: 746-2470 (574 amino acids)
Biological process (GO): superoxide metabolic process; generation of precursor metabolites and energy
Cellular component (GO): endoplasmic reticulum
Molecular function (GO): oxidoreductase activity
Source: RefSeq, a predicted model, not a curated record